Molecule: messenger RNA, 2201 nt
Organism: Diprion similis
Lineage: Eukaryota; Metazoa; Arthropoda; Insecta; Hymenoptera; Diprionidae
Gene: Neos
Exons: 7
Coding region: 173-2200 (675 amino acids)
Molecular function (GO): RNA binding
Source: RefSeq, a predicted model, not a curated record
ACGAGAACGCAGGAAAAAAUUGUAUUCCUCGAGCAGUCAGGAUAGUGAUAUCAACGUCGUUAAUUACCGAUGCUCAGUUUGAUUGGGGCGAACAUAACCUCGACAGUAAUUUAACAUACACGUACUUUCGAGCAUCUUACACUGCAUAUAAAACACAGAGAUCUAUUACACAAUGGCUGCCCGAUUAUUGAAAGAUCCGGCAACCAUCAACAGCAGAGUGUUUGUAGGUCACCUGCAGACCGAAGACAUGAACAAGCAUGAAUUGGAAGAGCAUUUUCAGAAGUAUGGCACCGUUGUUGGUUCUUUAAUUAACCGAGGGUUUGGUUUCGUGCAGUUUGAAGAUGAACAGUCAGCACUCAUCGCAAUACAGAAUGAAAAUGGAAGCAUGUUUAAGGGCAGACGAAUAGACGUCCGACCUGCUAAAAAGGAUGGCCAGACUGCGAGUAGUGGCGCUGCCGCAGGAGGGGGAGGACCCGGCAAUGUAGGGGUAGCCAGUGUUGGAACAUCCAGCGGUGGGGGAGGAUCUGACACCCAGGGUAACUUUCCACCACUGCAACCAGGAGGCAACAAUUCUUUCGGCAAUAACCAAUUCACAAGCCCCAAUGAUUCGUUCGCAAGUGGAAAUCAAGGCUUCAACAGUGGGCAGAACCAAAAUUUUCCUAAUGACCAAUUUGGAGGUGGUAAUCUAAGCCGAAACAACACCAAUGAACAAUAUCCAGGAUCUAAUCAAAAUUCCUUUGGAAUAAACCAGCCUCGGGGGGCUGGAAACGAUCAGUUUGGGGGGAAUCAAACAGGAAACCAAUCUCGGGGGGCCGUAAACGAUCAAUUUGGCAAUAUGAAUCAAAAUCGUGGGCCAGUCAAUCAAAAUCGUGCAGGUAAUGGUGACCAAUUUGUGGCUGAAAACCAAAAUCGGGGGAGUGGAGAACAAUUUGCUACUGGUCAUCAGAACCGAGGUUCGGGAAAUCAGAAUCGCGGUGCUGGGAGUGACCAAUUUGGAGGUGGAAAUGCUGGGAACCAAAACCUCAAUCGAGGAGGAGGCAACAUGUUUGGUGGUAAUAACCAAAGUAAUCAAGGAGAAAAUCAAGGUCAAGGCAGAAGGCCAAGAGGGAAUAGAGGUGGUAAAAAUAGAAAUAAAAACAGAGACAGUAGUGGUGGUGGAAUCGGAGGUGGGGGCGGUGGACUCGGAGUUGGUGUUACAACUGGUGGUAGUGGUGGUGUCAACUUUAGAGAUCGGAGUCCAUUAAGCAGAGGGAGCCACAAUGAAGAUAAAACAGGGCGUGAUUGGGAUCGUGGCAAACAGGGAGACAGGUCACUCUCUGGCGCAAUUGAUUACCAAUCCUCAGUUGCAGCCGAAAAGAACGAUUGCGAGAUCAUCGUGGUGAGCAAGGUUUUAACUGAGUAUGCGGAGGCGAUAGAAAUGAGGUUGAAGAAACUUGGUCUUACAGUGGAUUUAUUAUUUCCUAACGAAGAUGUCCCAUUGAGUCGUGUUCUUGGAAAUAUCGCUAGUCGUGGAUGUUUGUAUGCCGUUGUGGUCACGCAUAUAAAUCAAGAACACAGAUCUCUCACUCUUAAUAUCUUACACGGGCUACCUCAAGAACAUAGAAAUAUGCCCGUCGAAGAUGCGAUUGCUCUGAUAAACCAUGAUUUCACAAACUACAGAGCAGGAAGUUCACGCUCCGUACCAAUAAACGUACCACGUGCAACAGAUCGUCAUCCUGAUGCUGUACAAGUUUUACUGAACAUGUUAGCUGAUAACCGGCAGUUAACUGUUCUACAGUACGAUAGAGUUUUAAAGUACUUGGAAAUGAAACGUGAAGAGCAGGUCCAAAUUGAACUUGGAGAUGCAAAAGAUCUUGCAUCUGCCACACCUGUUGCAAGCGACCCAAAGCAGGCUGAACUUCAAUCUAGAAUUUUGAACAUCUUGAACAGUAACAAACCAAAUCUUAUUCCGGGAGCCGUGCCCAGCCCAGUUCCAGCUCCAACACCAGUCACACCAGCAAACUGGGCAGCUCCAACACCCGCACCAACUACAGCAGCCCCAAAUUCUGGAGUAACUCCGUCGCCGUUGCUCAAUGAUCCGACUGUACAAAAAGCACUGGACAGUCUUCUGCAAGGAAACUUGCUGAAAAGUAUUGGAGAUCAUCAACCCACCGCCACGACACCACUGUUUGCAGCUUUUCCCAAUAUCGGCCGUUUUUGAA